Molecule: messenger RNA, 2111 nt
Organism: Nicotiana attenuata
Lineage: Eukaryota; Viridiplantae; Streptophyta; Magnoliopsida; Solanales; Solanaceae
Product: F-box/LRR-repeat protein 17
Exons: 11
Coding region: 136-1923 (595 amino acids)
Molecular function (GO): protein binding
Source: RefSeq, a predicted model, not a curated record
UCCGACCCACAUCCCCCGCCUUUUAUUUCUUCGCCCCUAUCACACACACACACACACACACACUCAUCUCCUUGAUUCUCUCCUCUCCCCUUCACUUUCACACAGUCAAAUCAUUUUCACUCUCAAAUCCAAAAAAUGCAAAUCCCCCAUCCCCACCCCUCCACCCCCAUCUCCGACGCCUUCGUCCACAAGCGUGGCAAAAAACGCGGUAGCUACAACUGCGGCCGAUGUGGGCAACCCAAAAAAGGCCACGUUUGCCAUAUCUCUAAGGACCUUAAUGAUAAUAAUCCUACUGAAGUUCCUACUCCCCUGCCUAGCGAAUCCAAAUCCUUUGUUCUCCCUUCUCCGCUCUCUGUUAUUCGUCCUCAGCAACUUCUGCCCCCGCCACAUCAGCCACUUCCCCAGCUUCGGCGAGCGCUUUCUUUCGAUGACGUCGAUGUCAGCGAUGUUGAGUCGCCUGGAUCGGAUGAUGAUGACGUGGAAUGUUUGGAUCUGGAGAAUGAGUUGGAUUUAGGUGGGUCCGGGAAGUUACCAGCGAGUGCUUUGUGGGAAGUGCUUAAGAGAUUGCCUCCAUCAGCGCUGCUUUCUGCGGCGAAGGUGUGCAAGGGUUGGAGGGAUGUUUCUAGAAGGAUCUGGAAGUCGGCUGAAGAGCUUCGACUUGGAGUUCCUGUGAAAGCUCAAAUUGGGCUUGUUGGAUCGGUGUUGCAGAAGUGUCCUGGACUUGUUAAGCUUUCACUUAGAAUGGAAAGUGAUGUGGAUGCAACAAUGUUGGCCUGCAUUGCAUUCUCCUGCCCUAAUCUGGAUUCAAUGGAGAUUCUUACUUCAGAUACCUCAGUUAAUCGGAUCACAGGGGAUGAAUUAGGCCGUUUUGUUGCUGACAGAAGGUGCCUUACCAAUCUCAAGAUGGAAGGCUGUUCAAAUCUUGGGCCCUUUACUCUUUCUUCAACCAGCCUUUCCACUCUUUGCCUUUCGGAUCUCUUUUGUCACUCUAAGACGGUCUUCAACUGCCCCAAUUUAAAGGAGAUUUCCCUGGAUUUUUCUCGCCAAGAGAAGGAUACCACUGAUCUUACUGCUAUGGUAGAUGGUUUUGGAAGGAGCUGCCCAAGACUACAGAACAUUCAUGUUGCUUCUGUUCGGCUUACACAUGCUGUUGUGCUUGCUCUAACAGCAGCAAAUUUAAGGGGAUUACGAAUGCUUUCCCUUGUACUAGGGUCAGAAAUAACUGAUGCAUCUGUCGCUGCUAUUGCUUCGAGCUACUCAAGGCUUGAGUUACUUGAUUUGAGUGGGUCUAGUAUUAGUGACAGUGGCAUUGGGAUAAUAUGCAAUGUAUUUCCAGAGACAUUGUCUAAACUUCUCCUUGCUCUUUGUCCAAAUAUCACUUCAAGUGGCAUUCAAUUUGCAACAGCUCAGUUGCCUAAUCUAGAGAUAAUGGACUGUGGAAUGACCAUAUGUGAUCCAGAUUUAGACAGUCCAACAACUCGGGAAAAUGAUAAUGGCGAGUUACAAAGAACACCGAUUAGUAAAAUACACCUUAUAUAUCAGAAACUGAUUAUCAAACACAGCCGCUUAAAGAAACUCAGCUUAUGGGGUUGCUCUGGCUUAGAUGCAUUAUAUCUAAAUUGCCCAGAGCUUAAUGAUUUGAACCUGAACUCUUGUACAAACUUGAAUCCAGAAAGAUUGCUACUUCAAUGCCCCAAUCUGGAAAGUGUGCAUGCAUCAUGCUGUCAAGACACAUUGGUUGAAACUCUUCAGAAUCAGGUUUGUGGUGAUUUUAUGGCUGGAGAGAGUCAUUUUCCAUCCAAACGUCUUCCUGAUGGCUCAAAAAGGAUCAGAGUUCCUCACUUAUUCAGCCCCCAGCCAUUUGAUGAUGAGAAGAGAAAGAGAAGGAUUUCAAAGCAACGGUGCUCGGUGCUUGUUUAUUAGUCAAAUACUAGUCUUGUACUGGCUUUUGUUGAACUCUAGGCCAAUUGUCCAUUAUUUGUUAUAUAGUGAUCUUAGGCUAAGGCCUGAUCAUGUAAUUUUCAUUGAUUAAAUUAUACUCAAUGUCAAUACAGGGAUUGUAUUCCCUCUUAUCAAUAAAAAGUACUUGGCUCCGGGAACUUGUGAUCAAA